Messenger RNA from Epinephelus fuscoguttatus (brown-marbled grouper), 5284 nucleotides. RefSeq names its product holocarboxylase synthetase (biotin-(proprionyl-CoA-carboxylase (ATP-hydrolysing)) ligase) (gene hlcs). Gene Ontology annotation, cellular component: cytoplasm. Gene Ontology annotation, biological process: protein modification process. The record is from RefSeq and is a predicted model, not a curated record. Gene Ontology annotation, molecular function: biotin--[biotin carboxyl-carrier protein] ligase activity. Bases 118 to 2877 code for a protein of 919 amino acids. Lineage: Eukaryota; Metazoa; Chordata; Actinopteri; Perciformes; Serranidae. The transcript has 11 exons.
CUAAAGAAUAAGAAGUUAGCCGACAGCUAGCGUUAAGCUCGCCAGUAAUGUAAAGUCCGCUGUGACCAACGUUUGCUUACAUGGCAAGAAGAAAGGUCAUGAUGGCCCGCUUCCUGUAUGCUGAAUAAGAUGUUAAUAACGUUGUGCUACGUCUAUCUGUGGGUGCGCUUUCACAAGUGCUACUCGGUGCUGAUCCGCAACAGCCUGUCCAGACUGAACAGCAGCAGCUUCAGCUUCAGACUCUGCCCCAGCUCGGCCUCAGCACCAAACACAGCUUCGCUGACCGGACGCCACCCAGCCGGACGGCGGUCCAGCCCGGUUCCACCCGAAGACAACGUCUUUCUUCAGCUGGGAGACAAGGCUGUCUAUGUCACGGAGCCUCAGGCAUGUGAUGACCUCAGCAAAUGGACUGUGCUGUUGGGGUCCUCUCUGGUUUGCGGUCCUCGAAUAGAGAAUAUUUCAUUCAUCAUAGAAGCUACAGGACACAGAGUGGUCUACCAUUCUCCUCACACAUCAAAUAAGAAAGUGCUAAAGUGGUCUGACUACUGUCUUCCUCUGGCCUGUAGCCCUGGACAACCGUUCAGGGCAGUGGCUCAGGCCAGUGUAGAUAACUUCAGUCGGUUGGGUGUGGCUUUUAUUGAAGAUCGCCUUCAGCUGGAUGAUGGACUUAUGCCUUCAAAAAUAAUCCCUGUCCUCCUCCAAGACUCCACUCUCAGUGAGCUGUUGAAGAAGCAGUGUCCACAGAGCCCAAAGAGUGCAACAUCAUUAUGUCUCUGCAGCACCCAGACAGAAGAGUGUGUCCUUGAGCCUUUUCCUCGUCACCUGUCAGCUGACCACCAGCACCUACAGUGCCGUAAAGGCAGCCUCCUCCUCACCCCGGAAGUAAAGAGGAAGUUAGAGGAGCGACGAGGGUCAGAGCCGCUCUGCGGCACGAAGGAUCAGGAACCUGUUAGUGACCCGGAGGACCAUUCCUUGGGGAAUCAUCACCACAUGGAGGGCCAUAGACACCACCUCCAUCUGUCCAGCUGCCAUGAAUGUUUGGAGCUGGAGAACAGCACGAUCCUCUCUGUCAAAUAUGCUUCAGCUGAGAACAUUCCAGACCUUCCUGAUGAUAACUCAGAGGGGCUGGAUAGCGGAGAUGAGACUUUUGAUGAUGUUGGUCAUGAUGCCAAAGGGUCAUCUGGCCAAAGGGGCAGAUUUGACUGUAAUAGCAAAUCACCAAAUAUUCUGCUGUACACAGGUGGUUGUCAGGAGCGUUUUCAGGCAGUUCGUCAGCUUUUAUCAGAGUGUUUAAACAUGGAAAACAACGUAAUCUAUCCCCUCCAACCACAGCAGGCUCUGAGUGACCCUUGGCUGGACAGCACCAGGCUGUUGGUAGUGGCAGAAGAAGAGACCCUGACCCCCCAACUUCAGACCCGUUUUCUUACCUACCUGAGCCAGGGUGGCAGAGUCCUGGGGUUAGCCUCUACCCUUUGCCCAGCAGGCCUCUGUCUGGAAGUCAGAGAGAGGCGACGUGGGCAGGUCGGCAGGCUUAGCUUCACCAGGGAGGACAGCACAGAGCUGGAACUGAGCGUGUUGGCAACUGGGAACGUCUACAUCAGGGAUACUCAAGGGGGAGGGGAGGUAGAGCUCUGGGGGGAGCUGAAAGGGGACGUCCCUCAUCAGAGAGAUAUGGUUGUGGUCAGGGUAACUCACGGCGGGGACGGCGGGGAAGCUGUCCUCUGUCAGGUCCACCUGGAAAUUGCUCCUGACUCCCAGAAUUUGACAUCAGGGUCUUUUGAUGAACUGAAGGUCAGCAACACACUGCGAUAUGAAGUUCUGACAGAGAUCCUCACCUCUCUGGGCCUCAGAUGUGAGCCAAACCAGACUUCAGCCCCAAGCCCAGUCCACCUGUUGGCCACCUCUCAGGAGGCCAAGGCUAGCUUCUUGAACUGGCUACUGACACGAGCAGAUCAAAAUGGCCUCGUCACAUUGUCCAAGGCCUCCUUCAGAAUGGUGUCCUGCUCUGAGCUCCAGGAUGGUCCCUCGCUGCCUGAGGGCUCUCUGGCCCUGGUCACCAAUUCCUCAGAGUCCCAGAGCUGGGCGCAGUUCAGUAUGGAGACCUACAGCAAGAACCUAAAGACCAGUCUACUGGGGCACACCCUGUUGUAUGCUGAGGUUGUCACGUCUACCAUGGAUCUGCUGCAAGGGCUGACUCUGCACUUACCAAAGGAUGUUGGUUUGAUAGCGGUAGCUUCUCGACAAAGCCAGGGUAGAGGUCGGGGCAGGAAUGCCUGGCUCAGCCCUUUGGGUUGUGCCAUGUUCUCUCUGAUGGUCCAGGUUGAGCUAAGUUCCAGGCUUGGACAGAGGAUUCCCUUCAUGCAGCAUCUGGCUGCUCUGGCAGUGGUGGAGGCUGUUCGCACACUUCCUGGAUACCAGGACAUAGACCUGAGGGUGAAAUGGCCCAACGACAUCUAUUACAGUAGCCUGAUGAAGCUUGGGGGAGUGCUGGUGACUUCCACUGUGAUAGGAUCAACCUUUCAUCUGCUCAUAGGCUGUGGGUUCAAUGUCACAAACAGCAACCCAACAGUGUGCAUUAAUGACCUGAUCCAGCAGUACAAUGUACAGCAUAACUGCAACCUGCAGCCGCUCAGCUGUGCCCAGCUCAUUGCUCGAACUGUCAGCUGCCUGGAGGUCCUUAUCAACAGCUUCCAACAAGGAGGCCCAGAUGCUGUCCUGCCCACCUACUACAAGAGAUGGCUUCACAGAGGGAAUCAGUGCAACACUUCCUUGUUGGCCUACAGAGGAACAUCAUCCCUGAAGCACUCUAUUGGACAGACGCAGAGAUGGACAAGAGGAGAGAGAGCAGCUCGACUGCAACCUGUUGUACAUGUUUAACUUGAGAUGAUAUGUUAAAGUGUGUUUACCAGUUUCUUAUCCCAGUAAUUAAUUGUCAAUUGAAUGUGUAGUUGUCAGUCCCCAAAGAGAUUAAAGUAAAUUGGCAGAUGACUCUUUGUCCCUUGAACACAGACUGACCAAUCAUAUUGUAGCAACAUGGCUGAGCUCCAUGGACACUCAUGCAAUUGUCUCUGAUUUCUUCAUUUUCAGGCUGGUUUUGUGGAUUUAGAGCUAAGUGUUGUGCCUGUGGCACGUGUAUUGAUGAUACUCGUUACCUGAAGAGGCAACUUCCCUGUUGCAAAAGCAAAAUCAAACCCUGAAAAGUGUAGGGUUAGCUAGCAAUCUACUGAAAGUACAACUUACUAUGUUGCUUUUGCAUUAUAAUUAUUGUAACAGUGAGACAACGGGCCCUUGCAAGUGAUUCAAUUUACCACCUCAGAAAUAUGCAUGUGUCAAAAGAACUUGCGUUCAAAUGCUAUUAUCUGCUUUAUAUGUCCUCAAGAAGGCAAACCUAUCUCCAUCAAUGUUUCUUUUUUCUUUUGUGAGAAGUCAGUAAAAAUGUAUAACUUAUAAAUAGAAAUGUUAUACAUUCAUGUUACAGAAACUUUAUAAACUAUUAACAUUUUAAAAAUCCACUUAAUUUCAUACACAGAUUUGAAGUCAUGUUAUUGUAAGAUGUCUGUAUGUAUGUUCUUAUGGAAUUGAAUGCUUUUUGUGGCUGCAGCAUGGGUGAACAAGCCCAGGACAAAUUUCUCACUUGUGGGACAAUAAAGUUCAUCUGAUCUGAUCUGAUCUGACAUGACAUGACAUAUAUGAUUGGUGAUAUGUAUGUUGAUGUUGUCCAAUGUCAGCAUUACGAUGGUUUAAAAGAUAUGGUAGCUGCAUCAAUACAAAUCUGGCACAAGGGCCCAUCAUAAUAGUGUACACUGGGAUCAUCCUAACUAUUAUAUGCUACUGUGAACCAGCGAAGGGAAACAAAGACUUUGCUAGUAUUCAGCCAGCAGUGUGUCAUCACAGUGUGUUCAGAUGUGUGUUUGGCUUCCCCCAGAGCUCCCUACCUAUCUGCCAGCGUCCAGGCCCCCUCCAGCAGCACAGGGGUAAGCCAAACUCCUUUCAUCUGCACACACUGUGAUGACACAGCUGGUUGAAUAUCAGCAAAGUUUCCCUUUAUAUUCAUUCUCUUCUGUCUCGAUUGCCAGUGAUGUGGUGGUUCACUUUUACACUGUCAGCUGCAGCCUAUAGUUUGGCUUUAGCCUCUAACUAUCUUUAUCUUUUGAACCUGUUUUUGCUGCUAAGUGAGUUUCACAUCCUGGAUAUAUCCUCCAAACACAUUUUGUAGACCUCUCUGUCUGCUUCCCUCUUAAAUUGCUUUUUCAUUUUUCCAAAACUAUGAUUAAAUUUCUUCAGAGAGUGCAGUUAGUGACAGUAUGGGCUCCAUGCUUGCUCCGAUAGCUUGACAGAUCAUCACAAAUGGGUGGGGCUUAACAAAGGGUCAUUUAAUAUUUCUCUAGUGCUUAAUAUUACUGUACAGAAGAGGGCAAAUGCUAGAUAAUUUGCUGGGUGUCUAGAUAGUGAUGAGUACUGUAAUGGCUUAGUACAUAAUGUUAAAUGCACAAGUUCUUACAUGACUAACUGGUAAAACAAACUUCUAGUCAACGGAAAAUUACUUACAUUAGUAGGACAGGUUGCACAGGUUGUAGUACUUUAGAAUAUUAUAUAUCAAUUUGGGGAAAAUGUGCUCGGUAUAAUAUCGUAUUUAUCACAAAUAUACAUGUCAGUAUUUGUUAUCGAUGGUCCACCAGCCAACGUUGAUAUGGCAUGUUUUAACUGUGCGACAGCAAUGACAUAAUAGUGUAGUGAAAAUGAUCUGAGUAGCGCCCAAACGAGCAGUAAACUCCAGGGCUCACUUUGAGUGACAUGCUCGCUGCCGAUGGUGUCUUGGGCUUCUCAGUCAGAUCCACCACCCAUUCCUCCACAGCUCCACCCUCUUGCCCAAAUAUGGCCACCUCUGGCUCCAAAAAAAGAUGCCGAUGGCUGAAAUGCUGAACUUGAGGCUUCAAAGCAGGAGUCCACAAAUGAGGGGUAACAUUAUGGUACCUACGUCUAUUAUUUAUAAAGUCAGUGGUUCAAAAGUGGGGGUGUUUGCCAAUUGGCUCAUUAUAGUAUAUAUUGAAGUUCCUCAUUUGUAAGUAGGGAAUAUUGACUGAAUGUUUUUGGAUACAACCUUUGUCUUCACUCGCUAGCAACAAGACAGGAUGCAAACCUACCCCAACCCUGGUGAUCUCACAGCCUGUAAACAGCCCCUCAAAGCUAAUUCAGUGUAUUAUAUUUGGUGGCUGUGGCUCAGUAGUCAAAAUGGGUCAUCUACUAAAAACAGAGUUGGUGGUUUGAGCCUGCCUCUUACUGU